Molecule: messenger RNA, 3981 nt
Organism: Portunus trituberculatus (swimming crab)
Lineage: Eukaryota; Metazoa; Arthropoda; Malacostraca; Decapoda; Portunidae
Product: cGMP-dependent protein kinase, isozyme 1-like
Exons: 15
Coding region: 463-3135 (890 amino acids)
Biological process (GO): protein phosphorylation
Molecular function (GO): cGMP-dependent protein kinase activity; ATP binding
Source: RefSeq, a predicted model, not a curated record
AGGCGAGUCAGUGUGCUGCUGGACCUCGUGCCGGCAACAGGGAAGAGUAAGAGUAUACGCUUUUCCUCUCCCAUUCGCACUCUCCCUCCAUAACUUUGGCUUCUUGCGUGCGAGCCGAGAAAGUUUACGGCAAGUGUUGAAGUGUGCAGUGCGAGGGCUCAAGAGGCUCUCAGGGUGUUGUGAAGGGAGGGCGGGUUUUUUUUAAGGCUAUUUUUCGCGUGUUGGGACAGAAAUAACAAGUUGUCACGUCACGAUAGCUGAGGGAAAGACGUGGUGCCGCCUCCGCCGCCGCCGCCGUCUCGUCCGCCCGUGUUAAUAAUCCAUGACCUGCAGACCGAUAAAGCGUUACUCACCCACCAGUACUCCUUGUCGCCCGCCACACCUGCCUAGCUCACCUGUCCCUCGUCUUGGCCAUACACACGUGCCAUUCCCAGGGGAGGCCACACACACCUGUCUAUAAGGAUGGAGUAUCCGGACAGCGUGCGGGAGAUGAGUCGCAUGCUGCAGGAGGCGGCCCUCAACGAGGGAACGCCAACCCCGCCUGAGUCCCCUGCACAGACCCCAGCCGGGUGCCAGCCCUGCGCCGCCACCACACAGCCGCCGGACCUCAACGGGGGCACGGCGAUCCACCAAUGCCAGCAGAAGGAAAAGAGCAGUGACCCAUCUGCGGCAGGGGGCGGGGUCGAGGCGGGAGGCGUGGCGGGGGGCGGGGCAGACGUGGAGCGGCCCGCCAGCACCAGCGGUCCCGUCAGUUUGUCGCAGAUCUUGGACCGGCCGGUGUACGCCGCCGCCGCCCCGCUCUCGUCCCAGCAUCCCACCGCCCCCGCCCCGCCCCAAGCCCCCGCCCCCCAACCCUCAUCCAUGCCGGUGGCCACCAUGGGAAAUGGCACGUCAGGCCAGACUGGCGGCCACCACCAUCACCACCACCACCACCACAAUCAUCACCAGGACGGCCUCCCGGGUGGGCCGGGCCCCGGGAACGGGCGCGGGGCCCCUAAGCCUGUGUACCCGGAAGAUUACAACUACCUCAAGGGACUGGUGCCCGAGCUGAAGGCCGAGGUGCGUGACCGUGACCUACGGAUCGACGUCCUGGAGGCAGAGAAGAUGGAUAUGAGGCGUCAACUGAAAAAGACGACAGAGGAGGCCACUCGCCUCCGCCGCGAGGUGCACAAACUUAAGAGUGUGUUGCAACAGCAAGAGGUUAGGUUUGCCGGCGACGGUGAUCUGCUGUCAACUCUUCACGAGCAGCACGUGAUGGCCGGCCAGGGAUCCAUGAACAAGAAGCAGGGUGUGUCCGGAGAGUCGUGCUUCCAAAACAAGACAGCCGAGAAGAUACACAUCCAGAGAUUCGAUAAAGAUUUCAGGUCCAAGCAGCUGAUCAAGGACGCCGUGAUGGACAAUGACUUCCUCAAACACCUCGACGUGGGCCAGGUGCGGGAGAUCGUCGACUCAAUGUACCCUCAGGAAUUCGCGGCGGGUUCCUGGGUCAUCCGCGAGGGAGAUGUAGGAUCACACCUCUACGUGUCGGCCAUGGGAGAGCUGGAGGUCGUGAAGGACGGGGACAUCUUGGGCCGAAUGUCAUCAGGAAAGGCCUUCGGAGAGCUGGCCAUCUUGUACAACUGCACCAGAACCGCCAGCAUCAAAGCCGUAACCAACGCCAAGGUGUGGGUGCUGGACCGCCGUGUGUUCCAGCAGGUGAUGAUGCGCUCUGGACUCAAGCGUAUGGAAGACAAUAUCAACUUCCUCUCCAGCGUGCCACUCUUCCAGAACCUAAACAAAGACCACCUCACCAAGAUAGCGGAUGCCCUCGAAGUGGAUUUCUAUGCUCCGGGGACCUACAUCAUCCGACAGGGCACCAGCGGGGACUCCUUCUACAUCCUCAAGUCCGGCAAGGUCCGAGUCACGCAGAGAAUCACGGGGAAGAGCGAGGAGGAGGAAAUACGAACCCUGCAGAAAGGAAACUACUUCGGCGAGCAAGCUUUGAUGAGGGAGGAAUGUCGUACUGCCAACGUGAUCGCCAUGGCUCCAGGAGUGGAAUGCCUCACCUUGGACCGGGAAUCCUUCAUCCAGCUAAUCGGCGACCUCUCGGAGCUACGAGAGAAGGACUACGGCGACGAGAGUCGCGGUGUGUCCAGGCCCACCACAGGGCCGCACAACGUGGAUGCCGUGGCAGAAUAUGCCUACAUACGGCUGGAUGAUCUGGAUGUGAUUGCCACUCUGGGUGUGGGCGGUUUCGGCCGCGUGGAGUUAGUGCAGUACACCCAUGAAAAGAAUAUGACCUUCGCCCUGAAGUGCCUCAAGAAGCAACACAUCGUGGAGACACAACAGCAGGAACACAUCUACUCUGAGAAGAGAAUCAUGAUGUCUGUCCACAACCCUUUCAUCGCCAGACUCUACAAGACUUUCCGUGAUCACAAGUACGUAUAUAUGAUGAUGGAAGCAUGUCUGGGAGGCGAGGUGUGGACAUUGCUGAGGGACAGAGGCUGGUUCGAGGACCUCACUGCCCGCUUCUACACAGCCUGUGUGGUAGAGGCACUUGAGUUCCUACAUGCCAAAAACAUCAUAUACAGAGACCUCAAGCCUGAAAAUCUGUUGUUAGACUCUACAGGAUAUGCAAAACUUGUUGACUUUGGAUUUAGUAAGAAACUUGGUCUGAGUAGCAAGACUUGGACAUUCUGUGGCACACCUGAAUAUGUGGCACCAGAGAUCAUCCUGAACAAGGGCCAUGACAAAGCUGUGGACUACUGGUCUAUUGGCAUCCUAAUGUAUGAGCUUCUAACGGGCACACCACCCUUCACUGCCUCUGAUCCCAUGAAGACUUACAAUAUCAUCCUGAAAGGCAUCGACAUGAUAGACUUUCCCCAACACGUGACCCGCACUGCCACUUCCCUCAUCAAGAGACUGUGUCGUGAAAGUCCAGCAGAGAGGCUUGGUUACCAGCGUAAUGGUAUCCAAGACAUCAAAAAGCACAAAUGGUUUCUUGGCUUUGAUUGGGAUGGCCUGAAAGCAAGGUCCCUUCAACCUCCAAUAAUUCCGAAGAUUCGAAAUCCUACUGACACAAGUAACUUUGAUGCAUACCCAAGAGAUGUAGAAGUUCCUGCUGAUGAGCUCAGUGGGUGGGACCUUGACUUUUGAAAGGUCUUUGAAAAUAAGAAAUAGGUAGUCUUUAUGUGAAAAGAGAAGUGACAAAAACAUGUCAUGAUAAAUGAAACUACUGGCUAUUAUAAAACAGUUCAGUGGAGAAUGCCAGUAGUUGUUAUAAACAGUGCAAAUAUAGUGAAACAAUGUAUACUGAAAAUAGCCUCUGUGUCAGAUUAGUGUUGUGAAGGAACUUUCCCACAGUGCUGCUUGUUUAAGAGAAGCCCAGAGAUAAACUUUUCUCACAUUCUUCGUAACACUGACUGCCGCCUAAUGUCUGUGAGUGAUAGCUAUGUGCACAGUGACCUGCUGUGUUUCCUGUGAGUGAAGUACUCUCAGGGUACUGCAUUAAGUCUCUUUCGUUACUACUAUAUUAGUGUUCCUUGCAGUGGACCUGAUUGUUCCUGUUUCCUUUUUUUCUCUUCUUUCCUUCCCAUUUUAUUUAUUUAUAUAUGAGUGUGUAUAAUUUCAUGGUUAUGUUAUCAGGUAUCUAAUAUUUGAAAUGUCAGUAGUAUAUAAUAUGAUAGCAACUAUUUUUUAAUGAGAUUUUACAAACAUGCUUUCAAUUUUUGCAUAUUAUUCAACUGAAUGUCUUAAAAAGUAUUCAGUUAUCACUUUUUUUUUAUCAGAACAAGGUAUUUGAAAUAAAUGCUCAACAUAGCCUGGGUUGUGAGUAGCUAGUGUGGCCAUUGCACAGUGAAUAGAAAUCUCUUGAAUAGCCAGAGAAAAGAUUUAAUGGAUUACACAAUACAAUAUUGCAUACCAUUGUGGAAACACCAAGAAAUUCCUGUUAUUUAUUUUUUUUUUUCCAGAUAUCUGAAAAUGAUUUGCAUAUGUAUAAGA